Messenger RNA from Trypanosoma rangeli, 1467 nucleotides. RefSeq names its product oligoribonuclease. Gene Ontology annotation, molecular function: RNA lariat debranching enzyme activity. The record is from RefSeq and is a predicted model, not a curated record. Gene Ontology annotation, biological process: mRNA splicing, via spliceosome. Gene Ontology annotation, cellular component: nucleus. NCBI's taxonomy places the organism in Eukaryota, Euglenozoa, Kinetoplastea, Trypanosomatida, Trypanosomatidae. Bases 1 to 1467 code for a protein of 488 amino acids. The transcript has a single exon.
AUGAGUCUCGUGCAUCAUUUCUUUCACGUCAAGGGCGGUGCGACGACGGCGAAGCCGAGCACCACCACAAGCAACACCGACUGCGCCCCUGGUGCAGCGGCUGCAGAGACCGUUUACGUCGCCGUGCAGGGGUGCUGCCACGGAGAGCUCGACAGCAUCUACGCUGCUUGCGCUGCGCAUGAGAAAGUGAGCGGGCGGCGGAUCGAUUUUGUCGUGUGCUGCGGGGACUUCCAGGCGGUGCGGGACGAGGCGGACCUGCGCAGCAUGGCGGUGCCGCAGAAGUACCGUGUGAUGGGCAACUUCGCGGCGUAUUACCGGGGCGAGAAGCAUGCGCCCUACCUGACACUCUUCGUGGGUGGCAACCACGAGGGCUCCGACUGGCUGGCAACAGAGUCCUACGGCGGGUUCCUGGCGCCAAAUAUCUACUACAUGGGGCACUCCGGCGCCGUAGUUGUUGAUGGCCGCGUCACGGUCGCUGGGCUGAGCGGCAUAUUCAAGGGCCACGACUACGCGCGACCGUAUCCCGGCCGUCCCUUCCACACAUCGGAGAUGGCUAAGCGCUCCGCCUACCAUGUACGGCGCAUUGAGGUGGAGAAACUUAUGGCGCUGUCACGGGCACUGGAACGCAUGCGGCAGCACCCGGCUCCCCCAGUGACUACAUCCACAGCGGUGCCCAGUGCGCCGCCUUCGCGAUGUGCUGCGGCAUUUCCACACGUUGACCUGUUUCUUUCCCAUGACUGGCCGACGGGGAUCACCAAGUACGGGGAUGAGGCGCAGCUGCUGCGCUACAAGCCCUUCUUUGCGGACGACAUUAGGCACGGUGCACUGGGGAACCCGCACACAAUGCCGCUGCUUUGCGCCGCCAAGCCCCGGUACUGGCUGGCAGCGCACCUCCACUGUCAGUUCGAAGCCACCGUGCCUCACUACGACGUGGAAGGCGACGCCGCCGCUGCUGGUGUGCCGCGGGCCACGAGGUUUCUCGCGCUGGACAAGUGCUCGAAGGGGAAGGGCUUUCUUGACUUCAUUGAUGUCCAUGUGGGCUGCGGCUCCAGCUGCAGCGGCCCCACUACGGAGGAAAUGCAGGAACGAAGUGUGAGCGGGCAGGGGCGUGUGGUGCACCAUCCGCUGUGGCUGGAGGUGCUUCGAGAGACGCACGACAUGCUGAUGCGGAACAACACAAACUGGUCGGCGGAGGCGUGUGCUUUGUUGCGGCUCGCGCCGGACGAACUUCGGCGGCGUGGUGCGUGGCUGCCGGCCAGCAGCACGGCGGCAGUACUGGAGGCACUUGCGCUGCCGCCGGCCCCGCUGCAGCAGCCGCCCGUGGGGGAAGAAGGGCGCUGGGCGCCGCACGCACACGACCGCCCGGCAGAAAAGACCGCCACGGCACCGUUGUCCGCGGCGCCGACUGCCUGGGAGGGCGAUGCCGAUGAACUGGCUGUCGUGGAGGACGUGGCGGGCGCCCCGUGA